AUGUUUGUUGUUGUUGUUGUUGUUUUUCCACUGCGGUUUGCGGAAAAGCAGUCUGAGAGUUCUAGGUUUGUUUGUUUUUGUGUGUGCGUACCAGUUGUUACUCGAUGGACUUCUGCAUCGAGUGGUGCUGUUCUUUGCCGAACCACUCUUCCCCAUGAUACGACCCGACCACGUGUAUAUAUACGUAUAUGUGGAGCUGCUGCUCUGCUUUUGAUGUGUAGCCUGCGCUUUGAACGGGGAUUAAACGAACGUGAGUGCUUGUUUAUGAUGUACAUUCCUCCCUUUGUCCCGUUAUAUCGUUGA
Molecule: messenger RNA, 303 nt
Organism: Trypanosoma brucei brucei TREU927
Lineage: Eukaryota; Euglenozoa; Kinetoplastea; Trypanosomatida; Trypanosomatidae
Exons: 1
Coding region: 1-303 (100 amino acids)
Source: RefSeq, a predicted model, not a curated record